AUGUCUCAGGCUGAGUUUGACAAAACUGCUGAGGAUGCUAAGCACCUCAAGACCGAGCCAGCAGAUGAUGAGAUGCUGUUCACCUACAGCCGCUAUGAACAAGGAACUGUGGGUGACACAAACACAGAGCAGCCUAGGCUGCUGGAUUUCAAAGGCAAGGCCAAGUGGGAUGCCUGGAAUCAGCUGAAAGGAACUUCCAGGGAAGAUGCCAUGAAAGCUUCCAACAACAAAGUAGAAGAUCUAAAGAAAAAGUAUGGGGCACCUGGGUGGCUCAGGUCAUGA
Messenger RNA from Mirounga angustirostris (Northern elephant seal), 282 nucleotides. RefSeq names its product acyl-CoA-binding protein-like. Gene Ontology annotation, biological process: fatty acid metabolic process. The record is from RefSeq and is a predicted model, not a curated record. The transcript has a single exon. NCBI's taxonomy places the organism in Eukaryota, Metazoa, Chordata, Mammalia, Carnivora, Phocidae. Bases 1 to 282 code for a protein of 93 amino acids. Gene Ontology annotation, cellular component: mitochondrion. Gene Ontology annotation, molecular function: fatty-acyl-CoA binding.